GCGGGUGUUACUGUAAAAAUCACCCUCUAUUUCUGCACCGGAAGGGGCAACUCUCGCAGCGGAAGGGGCGCGAUCUCCGCCUCUCCGCCUCGCUAUGUCUACAAACAAUAUGUCUGACCCACGGAGGCCGAAUAAAGUGCUGAGGUACAAGCCUCCGCCGAGCGAAUGUAACCCGGCUUUGGAUGACCCGACGCCGGACUACAUGAACCUGCUCGGCAUGAUCUUCAGCAUGUGCGGUCUCAUGCUCAAGCUGAAGUGGUGUGCUUGGGUUGCUGUGUACUGCUCCUUCAUCAGCUUCGCCAACUCCCGGAGCUCUGAGGACACUAAGCAAAUGAUGAGUAGCUUCAUGCUGUCCAUUUCUGCCGUCGUGAUGUCGUAUCUGCAGAACCCUCAGCCCAUGACACCUCCUUGGUGAUGUCAGCCUAGAGGGGUCACAUCCUGGACCCCUCUAUACACCUCCCUCCAGGGUUGAUCCUUGGCUGCUCAGCCUCCUACUCUCAGCUGCUGGCUGUCCUGGGCUCCCCUGGGUAGGGGAGUGAGGUAGUCCCAGGGUCCACAGCUGGAUGGAAGAAAUCUGGACUUUUCCUGCUGGUCCCACUUCUGCUGGGGCAGAGAGGAGAAUACCCUGGGCCUACUACUCCUGCCUUCCUUUCCUACCCUGCGUGCUGCUGGGGGAGAUCCUGUCCAUGUUUCUAGGUGUAUUCACUCCUUUUCUUGUUGAAACCAGUUAAUAAUAAAGUUUUGCAUUCUGGGUGUUCUCUGAGA
This is a messenger RNA of Artibeus jamaicensis (Jamaican fruit-eating bat), 765 nucleotides long. It is a transcript of the gene WDR83OS, whose product is annotated as WD repeat domain 83 opposite strand. Bases 95 to 415 code for a protein of 106 amino acids. Gene Ontology annotation, cellular component: endoplasmic reticulum membrane. The record is from RefSeq and is a predicted model, not a curated record. Gene Ontology annotation, molecular function: protein folding chaperone. Gene Ontology annotation, biological process: protein insertion into ER membrane. The transcript has 4 exons. Lineage: Eukaryota; Metazoa; Chordata; Mammalia; Chiroptera; Phyllostomidae.